Messenger RNA from Panicum virgatum (switchgrass), 1545 nucleotides. RefSeq names its product haloacid dehalogenase-like hydrolase domain-containing protein Sgpp. The transcript has 5 exons. The record is from RefSeq and is a predicted model, not a curated record. Bases 277 to 1194 code for a protein of 305 amino acids. NCBI's taxonomy places the organism in Eukaryota, Viridiplantae, Streptophyta, Magnoliopsida, Poales, Poaceae.
UACGGUGGCAGUUGCAGCGGCGAGACCCCUCCGCUGCCACUUGUCCCAGCCUCAGGUCGGGGGCAGGGAGGAGGAGGACAAGCCGCCGACGCCUUCCCGCGGUCUCGGACUCUCCGUCUCUCGGUCACUCGCCCCGUUUCCCGUCACCCGUCAGAUGUGGCCGCGCGCCCCCUGCUGAGCCACUCGUCGCUGAACAGGGGGGGAUCGGGAAGAAGGAAGCGACUCGUCAGCGGGAAAGGCAGCUCCGGCGAAUCCGCAUCCGCAUCAUCGCAUCGCAUGCUGUCUCUGCGUGCGCCUGCGCCUAUUCUUUUUCUUCUUCGCCGCCGCCGCCUCCUCUCUAUAUCAGCGCCCUCUCCGGGCAGAAUCGGCAUCGGCAGCAGCAACAGCAUCAGCAUCAGGUUCAGCUUCAGCUUCAGCACAGGAGAGGUGAAGCGCGGCCGCAUUUCCAGCGCGGCUGCUCCGGCGGACAUGGCGACCGACAGCGCCCUGAGGAAGCUGGCGCCGCUGGAAGCCAUCCUGUUCGACAUCGACGGCACCCUCUGCGACUCCGACCCCAUCCACUUCUCCGCCUUCCGCGAGCUCCUGCAGCAGAUUGGUUUCAACGACGGUGUCCCCAUCACCGAGGAGUUCUACAGCGCCAACAUCAGCGGCGGGCACAACGACGACCUCGCCCGGUCUCUGUUCCCGGACAUGGAUCACCAGAAGGCUAUCCAGUUCAUGGAUGACAAGGAGGCGUUCUUCAGAAAGCUAGCACCAGGACAGUUGAAGGCCGUGGAUGGGCUGCACGACCUCUGCAGAUGGAUCGAAGGCCGCAACCUGAAGCGUGCGGCGGUGACGAAUGCUCCAAGGGCGAACGCCGAGCUGAUGCUGUCGCUGCUGGGGCUCACCGACUUCUUCCCGGUGCUCGUCAUCGGAAGCGAGUGCGACCGGGCCAAGCCGUUCCCUGACCCUUACCUCAAGGCCCUCGAGCUCAUCGGCGCAUCGCCUGACCACACCUUCGUAUUUGAAGACUCUGCAUCAGGGAUCCGAGCUGGUGUGGCUGCCGGCAUGCCUGUGGUUGGCCUGACGACUAGGAACCCUGGGAAGGCUCUCAGCGAUGCAGGAGCGAGCUUACUGAUCAACGAUUUUCAGGACCCGAAGCUGCUGUCUGUGCUGGAAGAGCUCAAACCCGUGACGGAAAAUGGGCAAGUCUGAUCGGUGAAGGGUGAUCGCAAUCAUAAUAAGAAUGUCAUGCUGAAAAAAUAAACUGCACUGCAGAAUAACUCUGAAUCCUGGGCUGGAACCUGGAAGUGAGCAUGGAUCUGUGCAGAAGCUGGUACCUGCUGCAGUGGCUCCUUGCAUUCAACUAGCAUUGCGGCGAAGCUCCUGGUCCUCCAUGAUAUCAGCUUAUGCCGCCAACCAUUUUUUUUAUAACGCAUUGAUUUAAAUAAAGGUUUUAUGCCAGUCAUUGCAUUUGAGGGAAACUUCAUGUGCCAACACUAACGCCCUAUUUAAUUUGGUGCGUGAAAUAGUUUCUUCAGAUAAGUGUCCUGACUCCUGAUGCUC